Messenger RNA from Synchiropus splendidus (mandarinfish), 1930 nucleotides. RefSeq names its product tectonic-3-like. NCBI's taxonomy places the organism in Eukaryota, Metazoa, Chordata, Actinopteri, Syngnathiformes, Callionymidae. Gene Ontology annotation, biological process: cilium assembly; smoothened signaling pathway. Bases 138 to 1910 code for a protein of 590 amino acids. The record is from RefSeq and is a predicted model, not a curated record. The transcript has 14 exons.
CCGCUUCCUUAGUUACGAGAAGCUUGCUAAAAUUAGCAUGCGUAGCUAACUAAACUGCAAAGCAUUUCAAAAUUCGAGUCUUUGUGGAAUCUUUUGAACGCUACUAUACAAAUGGUUCACAAUGUUUUUGUGAAGCCAUGAAUUCCCACCAAUGGAGCGCUUUAGCGUUGAUAUUUGUUCUGUUGUGUUGGGAGUUUGCGGCUAUAGACUCACAGCUAACUUCUACCACCGUCAGUGGCAACCACGACGAAACGCCGUCUCCCGCUCCAGGGGUGGAGAACGUCACCGGGGUUGAUGUGGGGACACCUGCGCCCAAUGCUACCGGGGGUCCUACUGUCGUCAGUGAAGAGACCACCGUUAUCAGCGAAGCUCCAUCCUUCCCCACCACCGAGCCUGCUGGGACCAAGGCGUGUCUUUGUGAUUUAACGCCUGGCUUCUGUGACAUCGGCUGCUGCUGUGACACAGUGGACUGUGAGGUUGCUAAUUUGAGCAAUGUUUUCUCUGGCUGUCCUAAGAAGUCAAUAUCUGGAAUUUGCAUUGACAAACAGUUGGUCUUCCGCUCCAAUGUGGAUUCAUCUCUCGUCACAGUGACGGACACUCUUUUUUGUGUUCAAAAAGCAGCACUUGGUCAAGAUGAGUCUCCACCAGCUUCGCCCAAGACUCCUCAUCCUGUAGGGAAUUCCUAUCACUUCUCGCCACCAACAGCCACGAAACCUAAACACAAUAGAGACUUUUACCAGGCUGAUGACAUCGUCCAGACUUACUCCUCCACCUCAUCAAUAAAGAGUUUCCUUCACCAACCGUCUCCUGGAGCUGCUUCCUCGCUCUGCUUCAACCGCAACCCAGCAAAGUUUUUGAGGUCUGUGACACUGUCUUGUUCACGCAAGCUGACGUCUCAAUCCUGCGCUGCUGACUCAAAUCUCGACGCUCACUCCUACUUCACCAAUCUAGCACUGCUCAAGAUUCCAGUUUCUGAGCCGACGCCACCGUCGGACCUCCUGGUCCCCAUCACUGCACUCUCUGACUGGGCGGCUCCAAGUGAACAGAACAACAUGUGCGUCAAUGUGGCAAAAAAGGUGGAGUUGGUUAUUGGAUACACAAGUAAGGGGGAACUCACCUUUGCAACUGUCAACGUGGUCUUUGCUGAUGUUGAACUCAAUCAGUUGCUUUUGCAGGAUCACACAGUGCAAUUCCAGCUUGUUACACAGAGUCCAAAACCAGACAUACCUUCAGUUGGAAUUCAAGCUGGGUCUCCUGUUAUCGGCCGCUCUGAUGGAGCCGUGACGCCUGUGACAACACUUGGGGUGUCACAGGGAGGUGAGUGCUCCUCUGACGUCAGUGCAAGGUCACGUGUCCUCUUUCAACUCAACACUGUUUCCGGCUGUAUUUUCAGGUCAUCUGUGAGAAACUGCUCAGAGCUGCGCUCCCAGAUUCAUACCAUCUUAGAGGGACUUGCCUCACCUGGCGUGAUUGCGAUGAACUCUGGGUCGCAGCCAGACUGGACCAGAGUCAUCAGGCAGGAAUGUCCAUUGAGCACGCAGGAAUCCUGUGAUUCGGGCUGCAACCUUCCUCGCUCUCUCUCACUGAGGAUAUUGUGGGCUCGCCUCGGACCCCUCGAUCUUCCCCAGAACUACAUCCUGGGGGCCAAAUACCUGUUCCAGUGUGCCCGCAUGAAAUGUCCACUCUCGACUCCACUCACACUCACCAGUGAGGUCACAUUUGUUGACACCACCGUUUUCCCAGACCCCCCCAGAGGUCAACCCCAAUUUGACUGGAAGUUUCCAUUUGGGUUCUUCACCAGGGGCCUGGCUGAAAUUGAAGGACACUUGAUCAACAGAGGUCACACUCACACAGAGGUCUCGUGGAGUUUAGUGAUAAAAGCCAUUGUGAUGAUUGUUACCGUUUUGUAAUGUUUAUUUUUAAUAAAAUA